Acyrthosiphon pisum (pea aphid) is the source of this 2162-nucleotide messenger RNA. RefSeq names its product CLN3 lysosomal/endosomal transmembrane protein, battenin (gene Cln3). The record is from RefSeq and is a predicted model, not a curated record. Gene Ontology annotation, cellular component: lysosome; membrane. Gene Ontology annotation, biological process: regulation of intracellular pH; lysosome organization. The coding region runs from base 606 to 1793 and encodes 395 amino acids. Lineage: Eukaryota; Metazoa; Arthropoda; Insecta; Hemiptera; Aphididae. The transcript is spliced from 10 exons.
CUGUCUUACUAUUCACUAACUAUCUUCUAGCAAAACAUUAAAUGACUUUCGAAUAAAAUGUUAGCACAAUUGAUUUAUAAGUACCUAUACAUUAUAGUACAAUUCAGUAUGUUUUUUCAUUCAGAUAUUACAUUCUUACUACAGCAUCGAUAGGUGCCUAAUUCGAUUGUUUAUAGUCAAAUAAUUUAAAUAUUAUUUAAACGUGUUUAAUAUUUAACUACUAAUCGUAAAAGCUAAAAAUAAAUGUGUGUCCUUAAAAGACAAUAAUUAUGUAAUUUUUACAACAUAGUAAAAUUUAAUACACGUCUCGUAAAUUUGAUGAUAUCAAGUGGAAACUGGAAUGUAGUGUAUUGGAACCUAUACAUACAGUUUGACGCUUUUCAAUCGGCCGGUUCGCCUUGUCCUUAUUCCAUAUAACUUACCAAACCUCGUCCAUGACCAUCUUCGUUUGGGAUAUUUCGUACGACGUUUACAUAUCAUAACAAUAAUAUUAUAUUGUACAGACGUACGGUCACAUUGUGUUUUUUAGACGAACACGAAUUGACUUCCACGCCGGCCGAUAAAUAGAUUUCAUAUCCGUCGGAACACAAUAUACACAACGCAGGAUGGCAGACGGCGAGGUGAAGUCAAAUAUUUUGACUUUGGCGUCGUUCUGGAUCUUGGGCCUUUGCAAUAACUUUGGAUACGUUGUGAUGUUGAGUAGCGCUCAUGACAUUUUAAAAUCCAAUUCAGCAGCACUGGGAGGUAACGAAACAGUCAGCAUUAGCUCCACUCAAGAUGUAUUCAAAAGAGAGUGUAAUUAUUUGUCCACCGGCGUUAUACUUUUGGCCGAUAUUAUGCCUGGACUGAUAAUCAAGAUUUUCUCACCAUUUUUCGGGUUAUAUAUCAACCGAAGACUAUCGUUGUGUAUUGCACUGACAACCGCUAGUUUUAUAACUGUGGCAAAAGCGGAUACUGAACUAGUUGCCGCCUUCGGUGUAGCACUGACAUCCAUGGCUUCAGGUCUAGGAGAAACAACACUUUUGUCUUACAUGGUCAACUAUGAACGAACUGUAAUUACAUCUUGGGCUUCUGGAACGGGUGCUGCUGGUAUAUUAGGAGCGUUGACUUAUGCGGGAUUAACAGGCGUUUUCCAUUUAUCUCCGUCCACGACGAUGUACUUAAUGCUUUCGGUACCAUUUUUAAUGGGCGUGUCAUUUUGGGUAUUAUUAGAACACCCGAAAAAAGAUGAAAUUCCAACGAUGCCUAGCAUUUCUCCAGAUCCAAGUACCAACAAUCAGAGUUUCUCGAAUAAGUUUUCGUACAUACCCAAAUUGUUGAAAUUUAUGAUUCCUUUAGGGUUAGUGUACUUCUUCGAGUAUUUAAUCAAUCAGGGAUUGUUCGAGUUGGUUUAUUUUGAAAAAAUAUGGCUGACACAUUCAGAACAAUACAGAUGGUACCAAGUCAUAUACCAGUUGGGCGUUUUCACUUCUAGAACUUCAGUAAGCCUGUUUCCGAUCGAAAAAAUUUGGAUCUUGACAAUAUUACAGGGUCUCAACGUCGUAUACUUUUUAAUCGAAACGCUGUAUUCUUUCACGCCAAAUAUAUACAUAAUAUUUGCGUUAAUAGGAUACGAAGGUUUAUUAGGUGGAGGAUCAUAUGCUAAUACGUAUCAUAAUAUCAUGAAAAAAGUUCCGAAGGAGCGCCAGGAAUAUGCAAUGGCCAUGACGUCACUUGCUGACGCGAUCGGUAUUUCUUUAUCUGGACUAUUGGCCAUUCCAUUACACAAUCAAAUUUGUAAAAUACCAAAAUGAGACUCUUGAAUUGACACUGAUCUAUAAAAAAAUAAGUGUUUUUCGUACUAGAAGAAUCAUUAAUUUUAGAAUGUUAAGUACUUAUGUUAAUUUUAAACAAAAAUUAUGUUGAUGUUACUCACUAUGACAUAAUAUCGUUUAACUCCUCACUAAGAUUACUGGUUUGAAUAUUAUCUGUAAGCAAACACGUAUAUUAUAAUAAUAUUGUAAUUUGUGAACGAAUUAUAUAGGAUAUUUGUACCUAAGUAGGUAGGUAUAUACGCCUAGUGCCUACCCAUGAGAAUGUCUUAAGUGUAAUAAUAAAUGAUAUUGUAAGAGUUUUAUAAAAAUGGAAACGUUUUGAUAAUAAUAAAUAAUAAUUUUUUGUAA